AUGGCCUCGGCUGCUGUCACGGCAACCACUGAAGAAGGGAAUUUUGAGGGUGAUUUACCCUCUCGGAACGUACCCGUUCAGAUUUCCGGGCUCAAAGAGCUGGUUGAAACGGGGAAGUACGAGGCCUGGAUUCUGGACCAGUUUGGCGUGCUGCACGACGGCAAGAAGGCGUAUCCCCAGGCAAUCGAAGCAUUGCGCCAGCUGGCAGCGUCGGGCGCCAAGGUGGUGCUUCUCAGCAACUCGUCUCGCAGGGUGGAGGUGGCUUCCAAGAAGCUUCCCACUCUGGGUUUCGACCCGUCUCUCUUCUGUGGAAUCGUGACGAGUGGGGAGAUCACACACCGACACCUGAUGGAUCGCUCCCUGGACCCAUUGUUUCAGACUCUCGGAUUAAAGUGCCUGCACUUCACCUGGGCUGCCAGGGGGGCUGUUUCGCUGGAGGGGUUGGGUCUUCAGGUGGUUGAAACGCCAGAAGAAGCGGAUCUUAUUCUCGCGCACGGCACAGAGGCAGUGGGGGUCGCAGAAGCAGACAAACCCGCCCGCCCGGCCUCGCUGGAUGAGCUGGCGGGGCUGAUGCGCCGGGCGGCGGAGGAGGGGCGACGGAGAGGCAGGAUGAUCCCGAUGGUCGUGGCAAAUCCUGAUAUAGUCACGGUGGAGGCUCGGGCUUUAAGGGUCAUGCCCGGGACUCUGGCUCGGGAGUACGAGGCAAUGGGAGGUCUGGUCAAGUGCAUGGGGAAACCGGACCCUAUUUCUUUCCGAGCAGCCCAGCAGCUGACCGGGAUCCGUCUCGACCGCACAAUCAUGGUCGGCGACUCGCUGCACCACGACAUUCUAGGGGCCGCAUCUUUGGGCAUUGACUGCGUGUUUGUGGCCGGGGGGAUACACGCUGAUCAACUAGGGGUGCCGCCACCACUAGCAGCAGCUGCACCAGGGGAGGAGGAAGGGGAAGAGGGAAAUGUGCACAGUAGAGUGGAGAUGGAGGGAGGGGGAGGAGUGGAUGUGGGAAAGUUGUCAGAGCUGCUAGAAGAAACGGGUGCUGAGCCUUCGUACGUGCUGCCUUAUUUCCAGUGGCAGUAA
Closterium sp. Yama58-4 is the source of this 1074-nucleotide messenger RNA. NCBI's taxonomy places the organism in Eukaryota, Viridiplantae, Streptophyta, Zygnematophyceae, Desmidiales, Closteriaceae. The record is from the annotation of a GenBank genome assembly.